Poecilia latipinna (sailfin molly) is the source of this 6592-nucleotide messenger RNA. It is a transcript of the gene creb5b, whose product is annotated as cAMP responsive element binding protein 5b. The record is from RefSeq and is a predicted model, not a curated record. Gene Ontology annotation, molecular function: DNA binding; DNA-binding transcription factor activity. The coding region runs from base 325 to 1854 and encodes 509 amino acids. Gene Ontology annotation, biological process: regulation of DNA-templated transcription. The transcript is spliced from 11 exons. Lineage: Eukaryota; Metazoa; Chordata; Actinopteri; Cyprinodontiformes; Poeciliidae.
CAGAGCUGUCACCUCACCAGCCUGUCUUACUGGUCAGCAGUGGUCAUCCUGCUGUGUCGCACCACACCCACUCCAGGACCAGCCGGUGUCCCGUCCAUGCUUCUGGGCGUUCCUCCACUAACCCCACUCCGCCCGCGCCGCCCCCCUCGCGCAGGGCCCGCUAUGAUUUAGAAGUUCAGGAAUCCCACGUGACGUCACCCCGGGGUGACGUUAUGCUUCUCUAAAUAGAUCGCAUUGUAAUCCUUUCUCAGUCCAACGUGGUUUCUUCUCAGAGGCUGCUUCACAUUUUCUACACUUGUUUGGUAAGUUGAAAGCCCUGCCACCAUGCAGACCCUCUUGCACGAGCCUCUGCAGUUUUAUGAGACGCUGGCCAGAGGGAUGAACUCAGACCAGGAAAGGCCAUUCGUGUGCAAUGCUCCUGGCUGCUCUCAGCGUUUUCCCACGGAGGACCAUCUGAUGAUUCAUCGCCACAAACAUGAGAUGACCCUUAAGUUCCCCUCCAUAAAAAACGACAACAUGUUAUCAGACCAGACGCCCACGCCGACCCGAUUCCUGAAGAACUGCGAAGAGGUCGGACUGUUCAGUGACCUGGACUGCUCCAUUGAGCAGGACUUCUGCAAAGCGCAAGAAGAAGAAGACAGUAAGCAGAACAUCGCACUGCAUGGUCAAGCAGGUCAAGGUCAGCACCAGCAGUCCCACGCACGGAUGGCCAACCAUGAUACCAGCAUAGUGAUCCAGCAGGCCCUUCCCUCUCCCCAGUCCAGCUCAGUUAUCACUCAGGCUCCUUCCACCAACAGACAGAUAGGGCCAGUCCCCGGCUCGCUGUCCUCACUACUGCACCUACGAAACAGACAGAGACAGCCUCUGCCAGCCUCCAUGCCUGGAACCCUGCCAGACCCGACCAUGCCCGGCUCCUCCGCCGUGUUGAUGCCCAUGGAAAGGCAAAUGUCCAUGGGUUCCAACAUGAUGGGCAUGCCGAGCCCCGCCCACAGCAACUCGUGCUCCACUCACAUUCCCUCAAUGCACUCCGAAGCCAAACUGAGGCUGAAAGCUGCCCUCUCCCACCACCCUGGUGCCAUCCCCAACGGCAACAUGAACUCCAUGGGCCACAUGAUGGAGAUGAUGUCAACGAGGCAGGAGCAGGGCAGCCAUCAUCACAUGCACUCGCACCCGCACCAGCACCUCCAAGCACCUCCCCACACGUACCAGCACCACGGACACCACCACCACAGCCAGGGCCACGGGCAGGGCACGCACCACCACCCGCAGGGACACAACCCUCACCACAACUCCCACAAUCCUCACCUCCUGCCCGGGCACCCACACCAGACAUCGCCGCACCCUCCUAUGCACUCACAGAUGUCACCUGCAACCCAGCAGAUGCAGCCCACGCAGACACUGCAGUCUCCCCCAGCCAGCGGCGGGCGGCGCCGGCGGGUAGUGGACGAGGAUCCGGACGAGCGGCGGCGAAAGUUCCUAGAGCGAAACAGAGCGGCCGCGACGAGGUGCCGGCAGAAGAGAAAAGUGUGGGUGAUGUCCUUGGAGAAGAAAGCCGAAGAGCUCACUCAGACUAACAUGCAGCUUCAGAACGAAGUCACCAUGCUAAAGAAUGAGGUGACCCAACUCAAGCAGCUUCUGCUCACACACAAGGACUGCCCCAUCACCACUAUGCAGAAAGAGUCCCAAGGUUACCUCAGUCCAGAGAGCAGUCCGGCAGGCAGUCCAACCCCAGUAUGCUCCCAGCAGCAGCAGGUCAUCCAGCACAACACCAUCACCACCUCCACCACGACUGUAGGGGGCGGCACUGUGCACGGACAGGCCAAUCACCGCACAGACGUUAACCCCAUCCACUAGGGACUGGAGAGUAUCGUUUUUUUCAGCUCCCCCUCUUCUUUUCUGAGGGUUACCAGCUGCACACGCUGCCCCUCCCCCCCCCCCCCCCUUUUCCACUAGGAGAAAAACCUCAAAAGACCAGCGCGGCUGCUCUUUAUACAGUAGCUACAGUAUAUUUUUUAUAGACCAACCCCGUUAACGCGCAGUGGCUCUGUGGUUUGCUCAGUCUUGUUUUUCUGUCUGCUCUUUUUGUGCAAUUGGCUGAAAGAAGGGUUGUUGCUGAUCAACCAACAGCAGUUUUUGGGGAGUUUUUCUAUUUUGUUAUGGUACAAAGCUGACUAAGGUGGCUAUGGAACCAGAGAAAGGAGCCAAAAAGCAUCCGAUUAUCUCCUCCAGAAUCAUGUCUUAGGUUUUGUACGCGUAACGGACUGAAUAAGAAGUCAAAUCAUUACCUGUGCUAGACAGACAGGUGGACUUCGGUAUCGUGUGUUUGACACAGAAUCCGAGUCAAACUGGCGCCACGCCUUUGUAAAGACUUAAAGCUGGUAUGACUGUUAGCAUUCACCCUGUCACUAUAAGUCUUAAUGAGCUUUAUUAUAAUCUGCAUGACAGUGACGAUACCUUGCGAACAAACGGAAGCAAUACAACAGCAGUGUUGAUGAUCUCCUUUACUGUAUCCCCCGCAUUACGAUCAGAGUGACCAAAACAUUUGAUGUUGUGUCAGCUACAGAACUGAACACUGUGAUCCCGGUGAGGCAGCUCAGGGGUUGAGACCCAACUCCUACGCUCUGCAGGACCAACUCAAGCUUUAAUCGUUGGAGACUUUUAUUUGUCUGUGUCGAGUGUUUGGAUUUGAAUUCCAAAUGAAAUUUAUGUCUGAUUGUGCGAAUGCAUGCGAGUACUGUAUAGUAAUCUUUUGUUCCUUCUCUUCUGUGCAGAACAAAGUUCAGUUCGCUGUGUUAGAGCAUAUAAAAAGAGAGAAGCUUGUGAGAAAACAGGAGAACUUGGGAAAUUUCUUUCCUCUGGUGAACAGACAGCCUUUAAGCAUUUCUUUCUUGGUAUACUUUCCAAGUUAUCACAAUGUGCCUGAAUCUUUUUUUUUUUUUAAUCUUUGUUUGCUUAUGUUAGACAACUUUGAAAAACAUGUGUUUUAGUGUGUUACUACUUUAAUUGUCUAUGUCUGAUGCAUAUUAGAGACAGAUUUUUCUGUAGGUAAAUAAGUAUUGAGCAUAUUUAUGUUUUUCUCAUGACAGUCAUACUGCAUGUCUGUAACUGCCCAGGUAGUAUCUACUCAUGAAGAAACUUAAAACUAAAUCUCACCAGAUCUUGUGCAAUGAUGUGGAAUGUCACAGGGAAUGAGUACUGAAGAUGCUUCCUAAAAUGUAUGUAAUCUAAUAUGAAAAGGGGGGAAAAGCCUUUUUGAGCCGUUUCAGAACAGACAUAAGGAAAUUGACUUCAUUAGUUGGUUAGAUUUGAUCCUGAUCUGUCCGUCUACAUGCCUGUUCCUGUUCUUGAUUUCUUCUGCAGCUGAUCUUUAAAAAUCUUCCAAAGAUUUUUAAAUGGAUUCCAGUCAGAUGAUUGACUGGGCCAUUCAACUGUAUUUUCUUUUUCUAAAACUAAGUCAGUUUCCUUGGCUGUUUGUUUGGGAUCAACGUCUUGUCUAAAAACCUAAAUUCAUUUCACCUUCAGAUUAUUUAUAAAUAUGUCCCUUUACAUAUUUCUAUUCAUCUAUAUUGCAUUAAGCCUGCCAGUGUUAAAUUACUUUCUAACCUCAAUGUUAGUGUCGUGUUUUUGGGAUAGUAUAAUUCUUAAUUUGUUCCCCUAAUAUGGUGUGGACAAUGACACUCAAACAGUGUAAUUUUGUUCUUAAGCUGAACAGACUACAUUUCCCAGUGUUUAUAUUGAUUUCACUUCAGCAGUGGAGUCUUGUGCAGUGAAUGCGUAGAGCCUAAUUCCAGGUGUUUCUUAAGAACUCUGCAAGUAUUCCUUGGCUCUUCCAAGCAAUUUUUCUUGCCUCGUCUGUCAGAGACUUUGCGAGGAACACCUGUUUGUGCCCCUAACUGUGCUCACUGGAGCAGUCGGAAGCCUCUCUUUAACCAAAACCACCACCACCAUCUUUUGCUGCAAUCAAGGUUGUGACGGUUAUGAGAGAUUUCUUUGCUUUUACUCCUCAUAAGAUACUUAAUGCAUCAUUUCUUGGUAAUAAAAACUUUUUUUUAACCCAACAAUUAAAUACUAUUAAUCACCUAAUAGGGUGCAAGGUUUUUCUUUUUUCUAAAUACUGACAGAUUUGAGUGGUUGUUCUUCUCUUUCUUGGUCUUUUUAAAUACUUUUUAAGUGUUCAAUACUUAUUUCCUGUGCCACAUUUGUUUGAUUUUCUUUUUUUUUAUUGUAUUACUUAGUUUGUCACUGACAUGUGGCAUUCAUUUCAGGGCAGUAGCCUCACUAGAAAUCUAUGUACUGAGAAAAACAUCGAUGUGUUAAAUAGUUGUUUCCAAUUCUCUAUUUCUGCCCUUUUCUGUCCCCUCCCUCCGACCUCAAAACUUCCCAUAUUGACCGCGUCGCGUCUUUAUCUCCUCUCCUUAAUGACCAGAAAUGUCAGAUGAAUUGCAUGCAGACCAUGUUGCACUGUGUUUUGCAGCAGCAUGGGUGAAAUACAUUCCACUGGCAGGUGGAGCGAUCACAGUUGUCUAUGCACUUUUGUCCUCUGAUGUGACAGAGGGUAGAAUAGCCAUAUUAAAAGGUCAGAGUAAUUCUCAGCGAUCUCCCAUCUUCACACACCAGCGAGAAAAACGUAGCGUGUUUUGCCUUUUUUUUUUUAUUCUUUUUUUUUUUUUUGAGAGGCCGUGCCUGGCUUGCAUCACGAGGAGACCUUAAGUAUCGGUAUGGAUGUCACACGGUUUAACUUUGUGCUCUUGUUGUUUUCAAAAAGUUUCUCUUCCCAUUCAUGCUAGGCUGUUGAAGGGUUUGGGGAAUAGUAGCUUUUUAUAUAGUCUCUUGAUGUCGGAGCCUGCAUGUGCAGCUCAGUAUGAGUGAUGAAGAGUGAGAGAAAUUCUCUUAAAAAAAGGGCUUUGUUGUACCACCCCUCUGACUGGAAGCUUGCCUUAUUUUUAGUUUGUAAAACUAAUGACCGAGAUGAUGUCUGAAUUAACCAUUCCGAAUUAAUCUUUUGCAUGGAAAAAAAAAAAAAAUGUUAACGUCCUCAGAAUACUUUAACUGGAAUCAUUAGACUUUGAAGUUGUAUAUAACCUUCCUCUCUUUGGCUCUGAAUUUGAAUUUAUCACAGAGAAGAAAAAAAACAAAAAAACAUUUGUUACUCUUUCGGCAAACAAAACGGUCAGAUGGAAGUACAACGUGUGCAUAUCUGUGUGCAACAUCAUAUUGAUGAUGUUGUGACUGUAUUAUUUGAAAUUUAAAUAUAUAAAUAUUGUACAUAUCAUUAAUUUCUAUAAUCAUGUACAUGUAUUGACACCACCUUUCUUUUUGAAGGGAGUAUGAAAUGUGUGGUACGUUUGUACAUAAUGUUUUCAUAGCACUCGUUGCCUUUUGUUGUACGCCUAAACCUGGAGACUCGUUCCAGCGCUUAAAAACUUGUUUAUAUGAAAUGAACUGAUGAAUCCAUUCUUGCCUGCAUAACUUUGUACAACAUUUUGUGUGUUUUGUGUCUGUAAUUAUGUUGCCUUUGUUUUAUUUUGCAUUUGUACAGACAUUUAAUAUCAUUGCAGUUACAUUACGGUAUGAAAAUAAAGCACUUGUUCUGUAACAUACGAUUUAGUAUUUUCUGUGGUUCAGAGUCACUUAUGUGGGAAUGGAUUUUUGGUGUGUGUGUGUGUGUGUGUGUGUGUGUGCGCAAGUAAUCCUGUUAAAGGUGAUAUGAUCAACUGUCCUUGAAAAAAAAAUAACGGCUCAUUAAAUAGUUAGAUGCUUUAAAGGUUUAGAAUGCUCAUUAAUUAUUAAGCCGUCUAGACAGCUUGAUAGAUGCCUGAUGAAAUAACGUGGCAGUUAACGUCAGUGCCGGAUUCAUGCAGAUAGAUGCAGUUUGUACAACCACAUUAACAUCCCUGCAGAAAUGUUUCCAUUUUUGAACUUAUUUGUUCAAGAAAUGUUCCAGGUAGCUUCCGUUUACACUUUAAAGAACGUAUCACUUAGAAAAACACAUUCGCCACAGGGUAACUCUCUUAAAUAUAUAAAAUAAAUCAAAUCAAAGCAAUUUAUUCAAAAAUAUCAGGAAUUUUUAAUAACUUUAUUCUAUCAUUGCACUUCAACAUCUACAAGUUUGGAAAGGAAUGGCUCAGACUAUAUGGCUCACCACCCACAGUCCUAUUCUCUUAAGGACUGGCAGAAGCAGUUUGGGUAAAAUAUGUUUUGUCCAAAUUAUUUGUCUGUUUCUUAUGGAAGACUUAGCAACUAUCUCUGUUGUGCACAGUGUAAGCUUUAUAAAACAUAAAAAUGCAGAUCCCAAUUGCAUGAUCUUUAAGUUGGUAAGAAAUAAAAGGCUACGUUGCUAAUUUUUAAGAACUCUGGAUGAAUUUAAUCUCUUAAAUAUGUCAUCCAUUCUGAAAAUAAUGGAUGACAUUCAUCCAUUCUAUUUUGAGUAGUGUAUUGAAAAUACACUACUCUCUAAAUUGAACUGAGACCCUUCAUUUAGAAAUAGUUUGUUUACUUUACCUCAAAGUACAAGUUAGUGUAAAAAAAUAAAUAAGUUGGUCAAACCUGGAUGUGUAGGCUUAUGCGCAUUACCAAAUACUAAUUUUUCUUG